ACAACAGCAGUGAGCUUCAUCCUCCACUAUAAAUACCACCUCCAACCCGGCUCUCUCAUUUUACUCACACCAAUACCAGUUCUCUCAUCAUCUUUCUUCUGCACUUCAGUUCUUUGAUCAAUUUCUAAGUUCUCAUAUCAUCAACAUGGGUGUGUUCACAUACGAAACCGAGUUCACCUCCGUCAUCCCACCACCAAGACUCUACAAGGCAUUUGUUCUCGAUGCUGACAACCUCAUCCCCAAGAUUGCCCCACAGGCAGUGAAGAGUGCCGAAAUCGUUCAAGGUGACGGAGGCGUCGGAACCAUCAAGAAGAUUCACCUCGGUGAAGGAAGCGAGUACAGCUACGUGAAACACCAGAUUGAUGGACUUGACAAAGACAACUAUGUUUACUACUACAGCAUCAUUGAAGGUGAUGCUAUCGGAGACAAGGUUGAGAAAAUCUCUUACGAGAUUAAGUUGGUGGCAUCUCCAAGUGGAGGCUCCAUCAUCAAGAGCACCAGCCACUACCAUUGCAAAGGAGAGGUUGAGAUCAAGGAAGAGCAUGUCAAGGCCGGAAAAGAAAGAGCCGCUGGCUUGUUCAAGAUCAUUGAGAACCACCUUUUGGCCAACCCUGAGGCAUACAAUUGAAGUUUAAAAGACUAAAAACUAUCUAAUAAAUUGUACCACGUACUGCAUGCAUUUCUUUUUCUCCUUUUCUUUUCUAAUUGUGUUGUAAUAUCUAUCUCAAUAAAAAUAAAAAAAGCAAAACUCAUUUGAUCGAGC
Fragaria vesca subsp. vesca is the source of this 763-nucleotide messenger RNA. RefSeq names its product major allergen Pru ar 1-like. The transcript has a single exon. NCBI's taxonomy places the organism in Eukaryota, Viridiplantae, Streptophyta, Magnoliopsida, Rosales, Rosaceae. The coding region runs from base 146 to 628 and encodes 160 amino acids. The record is from RefSeq and is a predicted model, not a curated record. Gene Ontology annotation, biological process: defense response; abscisic acid-activated signaling pathway. Gene Ontology annotation, cellular component: nucleus; cytoplasm. Gene Ontology annotation, molecular function: abscisic acid binding; protein phosphatase inhibitor activity; signaling receptor activity.